AUGGUAACACAGAAGCCCCGGUACGCUCCAUCCCACCCCGCCGUACCCAAAAGGGGUGGUGGCCGGUGCCACCGGCCCGCAGGUGCCAGCCCGGCCGGGGCAGAGCUCCCUGGGCAGCUCGGCGGCUCUCCCCGACCCCCGCGCAGCGCCUCCCUCCUGCCCGGUCCUCCGAGCGGUGCCUGGCCGACGCCGCAGCGCUGCCGUCGGGAGCGGCCCCGCUCCGCCACCCAGGCGCGGGACAGCCGGUCCGUGCAGCGCUGCGGGCCGGGACCGCGGCGGGAGGUGAAUGUCCGGCCGCCGCUCGCGUAUUCGCCCUGCAACUACAGUAACCUCUCGCGGGCCACGGGGAGGCGAACGGCGGCGCAGGGCGUGGUCCGUGCUCGUUUGACUGGGAACUCGCGCUUGUCGGCGGGGAACGCGCGGGAGCAGCCGCUCGAGCUUUCCCGCUUCGGCUUCACUCUCGCGGGCGUCGAGAAAAUCCGGGCCGGGCCCGAUGCCAGCAAGGCUCGCGACCCUCACGCCAGGCUGAGCGGGGCAGGCAGGGCGAGCCGGCAUGCGGGCAGGAAGGCGGUGCCCCCCCGCCGCGGGAAUUGCGAGGCGGCCCGCCGAGUCAGGGCGCCCCGCGCGCCCGGCCCGCACAACGUUUGCCGCGUCCUCGCCCGCAGGGCCCACGGCUUCUAUGCCAGGGAUGCUGGUGUCGCCCACAGGAAAAACCUGGGACUCCUCAGGAAGAUCAUGUGUCAGGAAAGUACUAAAUUCAAGAAUGUUUGGACAACUCAUUCUGCAUCUCCUAUUGCAUAUGAAAGAGGAAGAAUAUACAUGGACAAUUACCAGUGCUGUAUUAGCAGCAUUGCACAAGCCCCAAGAAUACUUUAUCAAAAGUCAAAGUGUGCUAAGUCAGAAAAAAUAGAAGAUGCUUUAUUAUUGGAAUGCCCACUGGGGGAAAUGUUACCAAGUCCCUCAGAUUAUAAAGCUUCCCUGAUAGUCUUGACGGUGCAGAACUGGCUUCUACGUCUCUCUGCUGAUAGUGGAGAAGUACUGGAAAAAAUAUACCUUGCUGGUUCCUGUUGCAAGUCCUUCAGGUAUCUGAGCUGGGAUACUCCUCAAGAGGUAAUGGUUGUAAAGACAAUUCAGAAUAAGCUCCCUGCAGCAGCACGGCAGGCAGGAAUACAACAGUCUGUAUUGUUUUAUCUUGCUGUAUUCCAAGUUUUACCUCUUUCUUUCAUUGGAAUGCUAGAAAUAAACAAAAAGAUAUUUGGCAAUAGUGUGACAGAUGUUGCUGUUUCUAAUGGAAUCCUGAUUGUAAUGUAUAGCGUGGGUCUGGUCAGACUCUAUAACUUCAAGGCCAUUUUGGAACAGUUCAUGGAACAGCCAUUUGAUUUGGGACAAGAAUUCAACUGGAAUGGUCAGGUGGGAGUUGUUGGAAAGUAUCCAUUUGGUCUUCCAUGUAACAUUAAAAUAACAGAUACCCCACCUUUGCUAUUUGAAGCAUCUUCUCUGGAGAAUGCAUUUCAAAUUGGAGGUUACCCUUGGCAUUAUAUCAUCACACCUAACAAGAAAAAACAUAAAGGAGUCUUCCAUAUUUGUUCUCUGAAAGACAAUACUUUGGCAAAAAAUGGCAUACAGGAUAUGAAAUGCUGUUCACUUGAACCUGACUGGAUAUAUUUCCAUCCAGAUAUGUCAGGUAGAAUAAUCCACGUGGGACCAAAUUUGAUAAAAGUCUUGAAGCUUAAGGAAGUUAAAAAUCGUACAGAUCAAAUGGAGAUUGCAGAAGAUUUUACGAUUGUAGCCAACAGAGAAAACUGUGUGAACAACACUGUUACUGUAACAGCUUCUGGUCGAGUGGUGAAAAAGCGUUUUAACUUGCUGGAUGAUGACCCAGAACAAGAGACAUUCAAAAUCGUGGAUUAUGAAGAUGAACUGGAUUUAUUAUCCACUGUGGCAGUUACUCAGAUAGGAGCUGAUGGAAGAGCUCACCUUGAUUUUCAUUGUAAUGAACAUGGGAUUCUCCUUAAGAGUAUUCCAUUCCGGGAGUCCUGGGAUGUGACUUACAGUCAUGAAGUUUACUUCGACAAAGACCUUGUAUUACAUAUAGAACAGAAGCCUAACAGGAGAUUCAGUUGUUACGUUUACCAAAUGGUCUGUGAUACUGCAAAAGAUGAUUAAUGUUCAAGCCAUGAAAAAACAGAAAGUGUUUUGUAAAAAAGGAGGGAGAACUUUUGAAUAUAUUUAAACUAUAACAACUACAGAGACUUCAGUUUGGAUGUUAUUUAAGGACUCCAUACAUAGAAAGUAGUCAGCUACUGUUUUCUGGCAGGAUUUAAUUGUAACAUUUUGUACUGCUACAAGAGGUUUGGGGUUUUUUUUUUUUCUUUGUAACACUGUACACUUGCCUGUAGUCCAUAAUGGCUCUUCAUGUAUUCACCAGUUCAUUAAUGCUAGGUGCAGCAUUUAUUGCUUCUCUUCAGCAAUAGGAUUGAAAUACUGGACAUCAAGGAAAAAGAUGUGGACUUACUGAUUAUCUGCCAUCUGCCGUGAUCUGUCUUACAUAGUUUUACCUAUGCAACUCUAAUAUAGACUGUCAAUUAAACAAAGUAUAUAAAACUGUCUAGGAUAAAUUUUAUAUGUAGCAUGAAAAUUGCAGUGUUACCAUUAAACCACUUAGACAAAAACCUUCUCUUGCUUUUGUGUGAGAAAUAAAAUCACGCAGGUUUUCUGGUUGUGUA
Messenger RNA from Manacus vitellinus (golden-collared manakin), 2726 nucleotides. RefSeq names its product DDB1 and CUL4 associated factor 17 (gene DCAF17). The record is from RefSeq and is a predicted model, not a curated record. The transcript has 16 exons. Gene Ontology annotation, biological process: protein ubiquitination. Gene Ontology annotation, cellular component: Cul4-RING E3 ubiquitin ligase complex. Bases 1 to 2166 code for a protein of 721 amino acids. Lineage: Eukaryota; Metazoa; Chordata; Aves; Passeriformes; Pipridae.